AUGAUAAAUUCUGUUCUACAGCUCGAUGGCCUUUGUCUUUGCAUAGCUGUUCUUUCACAUAUCACAACAACACAGCGGCCAGAAUAUAUAUUUCUACCAUUAGUGAUCAAAUUUUCAAGGAAUUUGCUUCCCAUUGAUGUUAUGUACAUUUUUCUAUCCGUUAGUGACUUAUUAACUGGUCUUUUGUCAACCUCAAGUUGGUGUUUAGCGUGGAUUUUAGCCAUCCAUCAUUCAAAACAUUAUUGUUCCAUUUGGGCCUUCUUCUCUAAAAGUGGACAUUUUUUAAACUCAAUGUCUUUUAUGCCAAUUGCUUUUAUUACCAUUGAUAUAUAUUUGUCAAUCACUUAUCCAUUUUUUCACGAGAGGCAUGUGACAAUUCUCAAGAGUUUCAUUUCAGUCAUCUUGUCCUGGUUCCUGGCUAUAACGUUGAACGCAUCAUUCAUUUUAUUGUCUUUUAAGAAGUGGUAUAUCUAUGAGUUGAUAACAGCUUUCGUUGCAAUAUUUUCCACCAUUGUAUUUUCUCUGGUGCAUUUAAAAGUUUAUUGUGAGAUAAAAGAUAUGUGCAAGAAGGUUCCUAACAGCAAUUCAAACCAAAUUAAUAUACUAAAGGCCAAGAAAAAAGCAUCUAGACUUGGUAUCAAAAUUUUGGCAGCAUUUAUUUUAUGUUUUUUGCCAAUUAGUACUUGCUUUAUGUAUCGCAACUUCAUGGGGACAUCGACAUUCUUAAUAAGCUACCCAGAACAAAUUGCACUCUGUGUUUUAUCCUUAAACCCUCUGUUGGAUCCUUUUGUGUACUAUUUCAGACUUUCAAGAAUCAGAUCAAGAAUAUAUCGACUUUUCUAUAGAGGCACGGGAUUUGAUACCUGUUUUUAUGGUUUGAACGUACGAAAAAAUGUUGUGGUAACUUAA
Molecule: messenger RNA, 909 nt
Organism: Hydractinia symbiolongicarpus
Lineage: Eukaryota; Metazoa; Cnidaria; Hydrozoa; Anthoathecata; Hydractiniidae
Product: histamine H2 receptor-like
Exons: 4
Coding region: 1-909 (302 amino acids)
Biological process (GO): G protein-coupled receptor signaling pathway
Cellular component (GO): membrane
Molecular function (GO): G protein-coupled receptor activity
Source: RefSeq, a predicted model, not a curated record